UCCCCCACACACAGUGACCGUCUCUCGGGGUGAAAGCUGUCUCCUUCUCCUCAGCGCAACUGGCCCCCGACAAAACGCUGCCGUAGCACAGCCAGACCACACCGAGCCGAGCAGACACACGGGAGAGAGCACGUACGCACCACCGGAGAAUCGUGUUUAAUUUUUUCCUCAAUUCUUCGACCGAGUGACUUCGAUUUGCAUAUCCACUUCCACUCCUUCCUCAUUUGCAUACAGCAAGAAUGGCGAGCGGGCAUCCCACAGACAAAUUCAGUUUCAUGUAUCAACCAGACACGCACAAGAGUAAGAACAGAUUAUCUUCAGCUAUGAAUCCAGUCUACAGCCCUGUUCAGCCUGGCACCCCUUAUGGAAACCCAAAGAACAUGGCGUUCACAGGUUAUCCAGGAGGGUAUCCUGCCGCGGCUCCCACCUAUACCCCCAACCUGUAUCAAACAGGUAGUCCUGGGUAUCCACCAGGUGAGCUCUGGCACACACCAUUUGAUGGCUUUGUUUAUCUUACAAAAGGAUACGCUUCAGCAGGCACCCAAUACAAAGUGCCACCCACUCAGUCAAAUGGAGCACCCCCUCCCUACACCCCGACCCCCACCCCCUACCCAACAGCUAUGUACCCUAUCCGCAGUGCCUACCCUCAGCAGAACCUAUACGCACAGGGAGCAUAUUACACCCAGCCCGUGUAUGCGGCUCAGCCACAUGUGAUCCAUCACACCACUGUGGUGCAGCCCAACAGCAUGCCCUCCACAGCCCUCUACCCGGCCCCGGUCCCUGUACCUAACCCUCGCAACAACGGCAUGGCUGCCAUGGGAAUGGUUGCUGGGACAACUAUGGCGAUGAGUGCAGGGACCCUGCUGACAACGCCCCAGCACCCCCAAAUGGGAGGACACCCAGUCACUGUGCCAACCUACAGGCCCCAAGGGACACCUGGGUACAGCUAUGUACCACCUCACUGGUAGAGCCCACCAAUCAUGUCUGGAGUCCACCAUCGUAUGCAACUGCUCAAAUCUUACACGGGCUCCCGCUGGUAACCACGGGAACUCCGCACCUGUCUGCAAGAACAAAACUAAAGUGCAACAGCCACUUUACUUUUAUUUUUAUUGUUAUUAUGCGACAUUCUCUUAACAUUCUUACAAAAGCUGCUUUUAUUUUUUAUUUCUCUAUUCAUUUGCCAACAGUCAUUACUUUGUUUUGUAUGGUUUUCUUUGUUCUUUUUUUUUUUCUCGGGAACUCCAGAAGGACUGCUUGACCAAUCACAGGUGUCGGUUGCUCCUGUUUCUGUGUUGUGCUGAUGUGUGUGGUCCCGCCUGCUGCUGCUCAGUUGGCUGGAUAAUAUUGGGCACUUACUCCUUGUUAUCAUCUCUCAUCAUUCACUACAAAGACUUACUGACUUAUGCUGCCAAAUUUUCUAACGACUAGAUUUCAGCACAGGGUUCUAACAUAAUUAGGAUUUUUUGGGGGGGAUUAUUUAAUUUUUCCUUAUUACCACACUCAACUGGUUUGCUUAACCUUUCCUGUAGACUUCUUAUUUUCUACCUUGGUCAUUCCUUCCACUUUAUCCUUUAUUUUAUCUGAUUUGUUUCAUUUUUUAUUUCAAUCUCGGUGGUCUUCCAGCAUGUUGCUGUCUGUCCGGCCGUAGUCUGUCAGUCACCGUCGUCCUUUCUUCUCCAUGUGAGCUGCUGUGUUGUUAGGAGCAGAGCACUUGCUGCCCAUCGCCCAGCCAGGUUUGUGUCCCAGCCUGUCCACAUUAGCUUAGCACCUAGCACAUACAGAAGAAAACACCACCUUCUUCUUGCUGCAUACUAUGCAGGCUAGUAUGGUGUGACACAAACGGAAUCUUUACCUAGAGCCGGAGAACCUGUCAGGGUUGUUCGGGUCCUCAAGCUUUUUUUACUGUGGUUAGCCUAGGUGAACGCAUUAAGAAAGCUAAAUAUUAAUUCUAACCGUGUCAACAGCAAGGGUGGUCGUACACACGCACACACUGACUCCUGCGGUGUGUUGGAAAACACAUGAUCACUUAGUGGCACUUACUGAACAGCACCCCUCAGUCCAACACAAGCAUACACACGGGUUUCUAGGGGUGUGCAUUGCAGACACAGCCAGCAGAGAAGGAGUUUAAAGGGAUUGUGUUGGCACCAGGAGAGCAGGACAAAACUGAGGAGCAGGCAGCCAUGGAAGGAGGAGGAGGAGGUGAUGACGCUCACAGUUGGUUGUUUAAUUUCAAGGUACAAGACAUUUGAGUUGGUAACAUCUUACUUGCGAGAAACUGCUGUCACAUUCUGCAAUUUUUGCACAAUAUGAAUUGUACAUUGAUUUCUCGUUGUGAUCAUUUCGUCUCCUCCACCUCCUCGAUUCCAGACCAGGACUAAUAACCAAACAGAAAAGACAGAUUGUUCAAUUUAAAAUGCACCUUUUGAAUGUGUUUGUGUGGAUUCACUCCAUUAAUCCGUUUGGCAGUGCUCUGAAAAGGCCGAACAAAUGAGGUUUAAUGGGUCAGGUGCCACAUAAGGAAGUCAGGAGGCUGUAUACACCUGGUCUGUUGUAUUCGCAGCUUGGAAUUCUCAGAAAUUGGGGCCAAUUUAAACUCUGUUGCUGAUCGAGAGUAAAAAAUGGACUGCAAUCAGAAAGCAGGGUUGUUUGUGUUUUAAUUGCUGGAGCUUGAAAUUGUGAUGACUCUGCGUCUCUGUCACUGCAUUUGAACCCAGUUGGCUUCUCUUGACAGGAGGUAAAGAGCUACGCGACCUUCAAGGGGCCAGAAAGUCACUUUGAGACUUUAAGCAGUAUUAUGAGAAAAGAAAAUUCUUUUGUAUACUGUAUUAAUUCUGCCGGAGUCAGAGAUUUACACAUAUUUGGUUUUACUGACUGCAUUUCAACAGUGCUCUUCAUUCAUUACAACAACAACCUUUUAUUUUAUUAAGUCAUUUCAUGGGCACAAUAUUACAGCCAGUGAGAGCUUGAUCAUAUACAGCUGGUUUUGUUCACUCUAAGUUGUCUACAUCCUACAGUGUGAUGAUCAAUCAUUGAGUCUUGUUUAUUGGUCCUUGGCUGGAGGACAUGUAUGGUGCGGGGUUGUGGUGGUGCUAGGGUUGAUUAUUAGGGGAGGCCUGUGUCAUAAAAAAAUAAAAAUAAAACCCCCCAAAAAAAUAUAAAAAUAAAAAAAGAUCAAAUCACAACUUCUGUAGAGGACAGGUUGGUUUAGCAAAAGCAUUUACUGUGCUGGUAUGUAGAUGAAGUGGUUUGAUAUUGCAAUAAAACAAGAGGGAAUGCCUCCAGCUGUUUAACACAGUAAUUAUUUUA
Platichthys flesus (European flounder) is the source of this 3306-nucleotide messenger RNA. It is a transcript of the gene fam168a, whose product is annotated as family with sequence similarity 168 member A. Bases 240 to 968 code for a protein of 242 amino acids. Gene Ontology annotation, biological process: positive regulation of base-excision repair. The record is from RefSeq and is a predicted model, not a curated record. The transcript has 8 exons. NCBI's taxonomy places the organism in Eukaryota, Metazoa, Chordata, Actinopteri, Pleuronectiformes, Pleuronectidae.